GUGUUUGACAUAUGCGUAACCUCAAACCGAGAGCAUUUUUGUGAUGUGUGAUCCACUUCUGUUUCGGAAAAAUAAUAUUUCCAUCAAUGUCGCUUUCAAAAAGCCGAAAAGAAACAUAGUGCAGCGCAGGGUAUUUACUGAAAACGAGGAUGACGAUGACGAAUCCAUGGACUUUCAGGAGACGGUGCAACCUGAAAGGAAACCUAAGAAAAAAGAGAAAGACAAAGAUAAAUCCAAGCCUAACAAACUUUGCUCAGCUUCGAUGCUGAAGAAGAAGGUGAAGUUUUCCAAGUGAAGAAGUCUUCCCACAGUAAAAAAGUGUUACGUAUGUUCGAGAAAGAAAAGAAGAAGAAAGAAGCCAAGAAGGAAGAGAAGGAGGACCAAAAGCUAAAGACAAACAGAGAUUGUCACUGAUGACUUGGUGCUUGUGGUGAAUGAGAAUCAUAAAAAACCGAACACUCCUCCCACAAUUUUGAGUGGGAGAGAUGCUUUAUGUGCAGGCAAGAUGAUUUAUCAUCAGAUGAGGAUGAGGAACCAGCUCACCGUUUUUCUAAACCAGACAACUUUAAAAAGGUGCUCGAGUCAGGUGCUAUUCCUGAUGCUGCUAUGAUUCAUGCAGCAAGAAAGAGAAGACAAAGGGCUAGAGAAUUGGGAGAUUUUAUACCUACAGAAGAAGAUGACCAACAACCUGAGGAUAAGGGACGAUUAUUAAGAGAAGAUGAUAAUGAGGGAAGUGAUGAUGAGAGAAUAGACAUGGAGGUUAAUUUAGCUUUGAGAGACCAGGAAAGAAGAAGGGAACAGUUUUUGGCAGCUCAAGAAUCAGAACAAGAGCUAGAUGAAUGGGAAGAUCAGCAAAUCAGGAAAGCAGUUACAGGUGCGGCAAUGGAAGCGGCCCGUGAACUCCUCUACCCCCCAGAAUGCCCGCCUGCCCCCCGUAUCAGUGCUCCUGUUCUAUCAGCUGCUACUGGUGCACCAGUAGUGGCACGCACCCCUCAGGCAAUCGCCGCCUCCCUGCGUGAACACCUGGAGGCGGCCAUGCAGCGUAGAGAUGAGCAUCAAAGAAGGUUGGAUGAAGUGGCGGUGGAGGUAGAGCGGCUGAAGAUAGAGCUAGAAGAUACGAAGGUAAAAGCGCCGGAGGCUGCUGGGAGGUUCCGGUUUUAUCAGGAGCUCAGAGGAUAUAUUACUGAUCUUGUGGAAUGUUUUGAUGAAAAAGUGGGUAUUAUUGCAAGCCUUGAACAGAGAGCCUUGGACCUGAUGGCACGGAAGUCCGAAUGGCUUAUAGAAAGAAGACGGCAAGACGUGAGGUGAGGUAACCAUCAUUAACAAAUGUUUCUGUAUUUAACCUAAGCUUUUUAAUUUGAUGGAUUUGCAUUUUCCUUUCUACCUUUUCAACGGAUGUCUACACUAGCGCUUUCUAUUCCAUCUUCAGGCGUAAGGUAGCCUUUGCUCUCGAGUAAAACUCACAGAAUAUUAUAGGCGGUUGUUCUACUCGCGAGUACCUAAUGUAAAAACUAAUAUAAUAUAACUUUAUGAUUAUCUGUUACUUAUACAUUUUUGCCCUGUUGUAAUCAUCGCAGUGUAUACGUUAGAGGAAUAAUAAUAAUCAAACCGAUGUAACGUUGACAACGCACAUAAAAUAAGGGGUAAUAACUGAUAACCAUCAGACAAUCAUUAAACGCAAUUUGGGUAAACGAUAAUCUUGUCGAGAAUAGUCGCAUACAAACAACCAGACAAAUUUAACAUCACAGGCGAUCUACUCUUUCUACAAAAAUAUUAUGGUUCCGAGAGGAAUCGUUUUUUAAACUCUCUAUCGUACGCCAUACUUUUUCUCCAGCGAAUAACAAAAAGUCUUUACCAUUAGGCGAGUUCACCAAUUGGCGAGGAAGUAUUGUAAUAAUAAAAUGUUUUUUUGGAUUAAGGGUUUUCCAUUGGGCACUGGACAACUUUCGUUUUAAAUAAAAGGCAAACCAUUUGAGAUGUCUCGAAAGUUUUAUUAUUGGAUUCAAGUAUACUCAAACAUUUAUAUAUGGAAUUCGAUCUCGUUCAUAUGUCGACCACGGGCAAAUCGAUUCGUUGAACCCAGUUUUUAAUGACUCGGCCACAUAUUUCGACAGAAACGGCUUGUUGCCAAUGAUUUAAUGUAGCCUCACAAAAAAAAGUCUUGAGGUGUUAAAUCACACGAUCUAAGCGGCCUUUCGACAGGACCAUCUCUCGAUGUAACACGUUCACCGAAUUUUGAUUUCAAUAUGUCGAUUAUUUCACCCGCUGUGUGGCUUGUGGCACCGUCCUGUUGAAACCACAUAUCAUUAAUAUCUAGCCCAUCCAAUUGACCAAAAAAUAACGUUGAA
Messenger RNA from Acanthoscelides obtectus, 2348 nucleotides. The record is from the annotation of a GenBank genome assembly. NCBI's taxonomy places the organism in Eukaryota, Metazoa, Arthropoda, Insecta, Coleoptera, Chrysomelidae.